Molecule: messenger RNA, 765 nt
Organism: Ilex paraguariensis (yerba mate)
Lineage: Eukaryota; Viridiplantae; Streptophyta; Magnoliopsida; Aquifoliales; Aquifoliaceae
Source: the annotation of a GenBank genome assembly
AUGGCGUCACUAAAAUCCCGUUUAGAGCACUGUGUUAGUCCCAAUGCUCUCAGAUCCUAUCUUGCAGAGUUCAUCUCCACAUUCAUUUUUAUCUUCGCUGCUGUCGGAUCCUCUAUGUCAUCACGGAAAAUGAUGGCGGAUGCAACAUUAGAUCCUUCUGGUCUGGUGGCAAUUGCCAUUGCAAGUGCCUUUGCAUUGUCGGUGGCAGUAUUUAUUUCUGCCAAUGUUUCCGGUGGCCAUGUGAAUCCGGCGGUGACUUUCGGAAUGGCCGUUGGAGGCCAUAUUACUAUACCAAUGACAAUUUGCUAUUGGAUCUCUCAGAUGCUUGGUUCUGUCAUGGCUUGCCUUCUCUUGAAAGUCACUACAGUUGGACAGCAUGUUCCCUCCCAUGCAAUCCCACAAGAAAUGACUGGCUUUGGAGCAUCCGUAUUGGAAGGAGUGAUGACAUUCACUUUGGUGUACACUGUCUACGCAGCCAGUGACCCGAGACGCGGUUCACUGGGUGCCAUUGGCCCUCUGGCUAUCGGAUUUAUUGCAGGAGCCAACGCUUUAGCCUCGGGUGCUUUCACCGGUGGGUCAAUGAACCCUGCAUACUCGUUUGGGUCUGCCGUUGUCGGAGGAAGUUUCAAGAACCAGGCAGUUUAUUGGGUUGGACCCUUGAUUGGUGCAGCUGUUGCAGGAGUUCUUUAUGAUCAUGUAGUGUUCCCUACUCAUCAAGCCCCUCCUUCUUUGAGAGAGAUUGCAGAUGGAGUUGGUGGUGUUUGA